This is a messenger RNA of Frankliniella occidentalis (western flower thrips), 1029 nucleotides long. RefSeq lists its product as uncharacterized. The record is from RefSeq and is a predicted model, not a curated record. Bases 93 to 980 code for a protein of 295 amino acids. The transcript has 4 exons. NCBI's taxonomy places the organism in Eukaryota, Metazoa, Arthropoda, Insecta, Thysanoptera, Thripidae.
GGCCCGGGCCCCCGGGCCCCCAGGUCUUAUAAAAGCACGCGGUACCUUCCUUGAGGGCCAGUAGCCUCUCGCUCUCCAACAACAGCAGCACCAUGCUCCGUCUCACACUCGUCGCGGCUUUGGCCGUCGUCGCCCUCUCCGGGAGCGCGUUCGCUGGUUUUGAAGGACAAACCCAGAACAAGUUCAUCGUGACCUACAAUGUCGUGCCCGACGUGUUCGGUCUCUUCGCCUUCUACACCAUGCCCCGCACCCUCCGAGAGGCCAAGGAUCUCCACUUCGACUGGGCUUCUGAGCGCAACCCCGCCGACAACAACACCGACCUCUACUGCCGCAAGGGAGACCACCGCGUCUGCGUGCUCUUCGACAAGGCUGGCAGCGUGGCCGGCAUCCAGCUGUCCGUCGAGGCCAAGGAGCUGGACAACUCUGGCGCCCCCGUCGACGUCCUGGCCAUCCCCGAGUGGCGCAGGAACAUGAUUAAGAGCAAGGAGGUGUACUCCAACACCGCCUUCUUCGUGUCCAAGGCGAUCAUCGACGCCGGCGGCCGCGACAUCGAGGAAGACACCCUGACCGCCCCUGACGGUCUCUACAUCCUGCAGACCGACACCAACGGCGUCGAGACCGCUCGCCUGCACGUCAGCAACGACCAGAGCGACGCCGAGGCCGCCGGCUUCAACGAGCAGAGCUGCUUCAUCGGCAUGGGCAAGCACUACUUCCAGAGCCUGACCAAGGAGUCCGUGUGCGAGAACCACCGCCCCUACUUCACCCUGUACGGGCCCAAGUCCAAGAAGCUGACCGGCUUCGGCUUCACCCAGUACGGCAAGCCCUCCCAGGGCCGCGGAUGGUUCGAGGCCCCCCCUGCGCUCGCCGCCAAGACCAUCGCCCCCAACUCACCCGCCUGCAUGACCGAGUGGCUCAAGGAGUACGGCCUGUUCACCAUGCACGUCUUCUUCGUCGCCCGCCCCUACCUCACCACGUGCUAAUUGAUAAAUAAUUAAUAAAUUACUGUAUUAAAUUAGUACUGCAAUCGAA